AUUAAGCGGAAAAGCGCGGAAAAAUUGUUGACUAACUAAAAGGGGGAAAAAAUUAUAGAAUGCAAACAGCUCUGCCUCAUAUUUUUUUGUAAUAUACAUAUGUAUAUGUAUGUACGUAUGUAUGGAAGCAUGCAUGUGCACUGGUGUGUAUACAUGUGUGAGUGGCCAAUGCUUGAAGUGAAAUUUUUUGAAGUGUAAUAAAUGAAAUGUUUGUUUAGGCAAGCUAAUCGUCAAAGCGAGUUAGCAGUGCGAAAAUUUGAAAUUGUUAGGAAGAGCGCUAAAAAUAUGCAAUGCGCUAGAUUUAAGUUAAAUUCUUUGUGAAAGUGAAAAUUUCAAUAUUUUGAGCGAUUUAUAAUUUACGUGUUAAAUCCAAAAACAGAAUAGCCAAAGUCUUGUGCCUUAAGAAAAACAAAGGGUGUAAUAAAAAAUAAAAAUAAAAUAAAUAAAAAAGAUCAUGCCAUUUGCUAUGGUUUAAAAGGCAAGUAUGUAUUCCAAAAAAUUAACUUACAAUGUCUAACCAAAGAAAGAAAAUGCGUUUAAAAUGUUAAACUUGCAUCAAAGUAUUGCUGCAUUCACCCCUACUUGCACUCCUGCCUGUCAUCUAUAUAUAUCACCUAUCAUCUCAACACCAUUUACGGAAAGUGACGUCAAUUUCGAGCACCGAAAACCAUUAAAAGUUCAUCAAUUAUUUAACAUUGGCGCAUUAAGUGGCUGACCUAUCGUCGCUCCUCUCUUCUGGCUAACCAACCGAAAAUCAUCACUCGCUGUCAACAUGUUGGCCAAAAAUGCGCUAUUAACUGUGUUGGCUCUAAAGGCGCUGUGGAUUGCCAGCUGCGUCGCGGAUACUGGCCUGCCGCUCAUACAAAUAAGUCAUGACGAUGACUUAGGCGACGAUUAUCCGGAGAUGCGUGAAGAAGUACACCUUGAGGAUUUCUUUUGGACCGGUUCUGGCGAUGGCCCGCCCGAUUAUCUGAAGAAGGUGCAUACUGGCAUUAGCAAGGGAAAAGAUGUGAUUGUUAAAACAGAGACUGUAGUAGCAACGGUUUACGUCGAUGGUAAUAAUGAAAUUGAUAUACCGAUUUGUUUGGAUUGCCCGCCAGAUGAUGGUGGUGGCACUUGGGGUACGGGCGCUCUACCCCCACUCAACUAUUCAGCAACAGAUCGUAGAUAUUGGUUAUUAACAGUAAUGUCUGGUUUUUAUACGCAGAAAGAUAAUCCAUCGUUGGAGGAAAAGUUGGCGCGUUUAUAUCGAUUGGCGUUUACGAGGCAACAGUCAAAGCACUUGGGUAUCAAUGGUGCGCAACAAAUCGCCGGAAUAGCAGUAUCAGCGGGUGGCAGGAACAGGCGUGGUCAUCAGAAAACCGGCGCGCCACCAUUUGAGUCCACAACGCUAAAAGAACUCGACGGUGACGCCGAGAUGCUCGACAUGGCUGGCGGCGAUGUGCCAGCUAAUCCGCGAUCCUUACAACCAAAACGGAAUGUCAACAGAAACACUGAGUGGGAAACGUCUUCUGAAGAAAACGGUGAUUCUUUCUCUAGCACAAGCACAACUGAAACUUAUGAUUACUCUAUGUCAACUAUUUUCGAAAUAAAUGGUACACACGAAGAAAGCGUCAGUAUACCACCCAUACCCUACAUGACUAUAGUGCCAUGGGAGCUGAUACAGCAGGAUGCGAGAUCAGAAAAACUUCAGGCCACGGCAGCGCUUUUGGAUGCACAGGCUUCAUUGGUACCGCUGCAACCACAAAACCCUUUGCUGCGUAUCGCGCAAGUACGUGUGGUCAUCCAUAAUAUCACACGCUUGACAGAGCAGGAACUACGGCGGGGCCUACAGAGUGUGGGAGGAUACGAUGAGGAUGUCAAUGAGAAAAUCGAUCAACGUCCCAUCGCAAAUCAAACCGAGCUUAUCUAUUCCGUAUUCGUUAAUGGUCGUCCAGUGUUAGCUGUAACGGCGGCUAACGACAUGAAGUUGGUGUCCGAGACAGAGGCGGCUAAUAUCAUUGGGCAGGAGGUCUAUAUGAAAGCUGAACCAUAUCUGCGCGAGCCGCAGGCCACACCUUUAGCACCGGCCAUACGCAGCGGUCAAGCGGGUUUCAUAGAUUCCAUACAAAAUAACACAGCUCUGGUUGUGGUUACUUCGGUAGCGAUUUUAUUGUUGCUGCUGCUUCUAGUAGCUCUUUUACUUAUGGGUCGUUCGCGUGUGCGCGAGAAACAUAGAUUGGAGGAACAAAGGACAACAAGUCGCAAUGAGCUACUCGCCGAACUGCAAUCAGGGCGCGGCGCUUCCACUGAAACUGGUUUGGACACAGGCCGCUCAACCGCACACUCACGUGACGUUGGCGUGCAGAACUUCUCCUUCGAACACGACGGCAACCGGCAUACGCGUGAGCCACGUAUCAACUUCCCCAGCCCGCCAAGAGAACGUGAAUAUCGUCGUGAUUCGCUUACCUCCUCGGAAAAUACAUCGGACUCUUCAGUCUACUGCCCCAUUAAUCCACCAGCACCAGAUGUUCAACGCAUGCUUGAUGAAAAGGCUGCAACUCUAUUCGAAAAACAACGUCGCAGGCAUGCACACCAGCACGAGUACGAUCAAGCAGAAGGUCGCGAGAACGCUGUUUACACUACUGUAAUUACAGAAAAGAAACAUGAUAAGACACGUCGCAAGACGAAACGACGAUAUCUCUCAGAAAACCGUGUGGGUUCUUUAGAGACCAGCCCACGCACACACCAUGCAGCCCAAUCUUCAGGCGAUGAAGUUGUCAGCGGCUCGCUGGACGACGAUCAAUUAAGCCCCGCAUACGCAAAUUUCGAAAAGAAUGAAUCAUUCAAUCCGCACAACAACUAUCAUCGCAACAAAUUGUUGCACCAAAAGAGCAUGUAUGGCGAUAAGGAUGACGGCGAACAGCUACAGCCAACAGAAGCUAUAAAUAAAGAGAUCAUACGCGCACUUCAGCCGACAGAAAGAUCUUCUGAUACCGGCAGCAUUGGUUCGUUCUUAUCGAUGGCUUCUGUGAAAGCAUUCCCGAAAAGUUCACUGCCACAGCCAUUGAAUCGAGUCUUAGACCCGGUCUUCGUUACAUACUACGAUAAUGUUGAAGAUCCCACUGCGAAGAAACAGUCCUCUAGCGCUCGUCCGUUGCCAAAACAGCAGAGCAGGCACGACACUUUAGACGCCACAACAAUAGCAACCAUAGAAAAUUUCACCACACCGAAAGCGCCAUCGUCGCACGCGCAUUUAGGCGCUUCGCAGAGUGAUAAUCCCGAUCCGGGCGUUGUCGGGCCCAUAGUUUGGGAAAGGCAUAAGAAACGUUUGAAUGAGACAUUAGAUGCUGAUGCUGAUGCGGACGAUAUGAUAAAGAGAUUUGACGAAAGGUACGGCAAUAAUCCGGGAGCGAUAAGAAAUCAUUAUGAGGAUUUGCUUGAAAGCGCCAUGCAAAUGUAUUCCAGUCAAGAUGACUUGCCGAUGCCGUUGCCGACUCGCGACUUCAGCCACAAGCGUAAGCCAACCAAGUGGGAGAAUCGCGGUUCGUCGGCAGGAGUGACAAGUCUCGCUGCACGCCUACAUAAGGGCGAGGCCCGCCCGGCUACUGCGCAGCCAGCGAAAACCAGCAAAUCUAAUCAGUCCACUCAACCACCUUCGCCUGCUAGCGGCGCUUGGGGUGGCAGUAUUUACGGUUCACAUUCACCACUCACCCGUCCAUUUAGCGCUGGACCCAUUCAACGCUCGGAAACGUUUCAGGUAGUUGGUCCACCCAGAUCGGCGUCAAAUCGCUCGGAUUUGUCAGCGGAGCCUCUUAUUGAGGCUAUUAAGAGCGAAUUGCGUAGAUAUAAGGAUGAGCAUAAUUAAAGUGUUCAUAUAUAGGAUUAAUGAAAAAUAGAUACAUAUCGACUUUUGUGUAAUAAAUAAGCAAACACGCUGCACAAAUUUACUUCAAAAUAGCACAAAAUAUAAAUAAGUAUCUACUUUUAUUUUAAA
This is a messenger RNA of Rhagoletis pomonella (apple maggot), 3976 nucleotides long. RefSeq lists its product as uncharacterized. The coding region runs from base 773 to 3847 and encodes 1024 amino acids. NCBI's taxonomy places the organism in Eukaryota, Metazoa, Arthropoda, Insecta, Diptera, Tephritidae. The record is from RefSeq and is a predicted model, not a curated record. The transcript is spliced from 10 exons.